AUGAGACAGGCCUUGAGGCACAAAUCCAUGAUUAGCAUUCUAGCACGGACUCGACGCGCCGACAUAGUGCAAACCAUCAGAGGGGACAGAGAUGAUCUUCAAAAGUUUACACAUGAUGAUCUUCGAAUUGUUCGCGCAAUGCCAACAAUGGGAGUCGAAGCGCAUGAAUCGGCAACUCUGAUAACAAAUAGAGGUACGCGCGAGGAGAAGCUGGUUAUAGAACUGGCCACAUGGAUCUUCAAUCAGGUUGGCAAGGUUUUCCCUGUUUCUAGUGAAUACUUCGACGCUGCGACCGGAAUGAGCGCAUUUUCCAACGCGCUGAUGGCCUUGGCGGUGCAGAAAAUUUCACAAAAGGCUGUUUCCGAAGGUGUCCCCGAAGAUCGUGCUAUUGCCAUAGCAUCUCAAUGCUUUCGUGGAAUGGCUAGCCUCAUGCUCUCUGGAACUACGCCAGAGAACCUGAAAUGGUCCCUUUCUGCACCAGGAAGCAUCACAGGGCAGGCGAUAUCCAAUCUUGAGAACAGCCAACUGUCCGAAAUUCUGGAACGCACUGCUUCUACGGCGAUAGCUCGAGCUAGGGAUUAUGGGAAGAAUUGA
Molecule: messenger RNA, 594 nt
Organism: Penicillium cosmopolitanum
Lineage: Eukaryota; Fungi; Ascomycota; Eurotiomycetes; Eurotiales; Aspergillaceae
Product: pyrroline-5-carboxylate reductase family protein
Exons: 1
Coding region: 1-594 (197 amino acids)
Biological process (GO): L-proline biosynthetic process
Molecular function (GO): pyrroline-5-carboxylate reductase activity
Source: RefSeq, a predicted model, not a curated record